CUGAGACUCAAAUUAUACAAGACUACGCUAAAACCAUUUCUAUACUAAUUUUACCACAUCCAUGUCGAGAUACCAAAACAGUUGCCGCUUCGUGCAGUCUCUUGGAUUGAAAUACCCCAUCAUCCAAGCUCCAAUGGCUGGGGUUAGCACGGUCCAGCUUGCCGCCACCAUUACAAACCAUGGUGGUCUUGGCUCGAUUCCUUUGGGUGGUGUUGACUUUACCACCACAGUAGGCCCAAUUGAAGAUUUGUUGAAAAGCUUCCAGUCUCUUGUGCCUAACCCUGACUUGCACAGAAAUGUCAACUUGAACUUCUUCUACCACGAAUACAAGUCUGAUCCCAGUUGCGGAGAGACUCCACCCCAGAAACGAAAGGUUGAGAACUGGGUUAGUUUGGUGAAUAAAUCCUUGCUGGGACCGGAUCGGAUUUCUGGGGAUUUGGUGUCGGAGAUCACCACCACUAGCAGAUCGCUUCUUGCCGCUCGGUCCAAACACAAGAUGGAGGCCGCAGUGCUAGCUCUCUUGGCCCACUACCAACCAAAAGUGGUCAGCUUCCAUUUUGGCUGCCCUGAAAAGGAAUUCAUUGGGAAAUUGCAGGGUUUAGGGAUUGCGGUCCACGUUUGUGCCACAACACUUGCCGAAGUCGAUGUCUUGUUGAACGCCGGUGUCGAUGCAAUAUUGUGCCAGGGUGAUGAGGCGGGUGGCCACAGAGGUAGUUUUGAUUUGUCCAACGGCACGGAAAAUCUCUCGACGUUUGCGUUGACCCAGCUAGUACUCGGUAAGGUCAACGGCUUAAGGCUUCAGAACCCCCCUGUGGUUAUCGCAGCGGGAGGAAUCAUGGAUGGGACAGUCAUUGAAUCUCUUCUUUCCUUGGGAGCUGGCGGCGUCAUGAUGGGUACUGCUUUUCUCAGAACGCCUGAAUCAAUAGUUAGCAGGACUUUUAGCAAGCAGGUUGAAGGGCUGUACACGGACACCAUUAUCACGCCGCUUGUGUCGGGUAGACCUGCGAGGUGUUUGAAAACACUGUUCGUGUCGAGCUUAGAGAGGGAAUACGCCAACCUUAGUGACAAAGAGAAGGGUUUGCCAGAUUACGUGUACCGCUAUGUGAUGUAUAAAAAGAUUUUGGCCCAUUUGCCGAACCAAGAUGGGAGGUAUGGGCUUCAUCUUACAGGCCAGGGAUAUCCUUUUAUUCGAAGCGGGUUGAAUGCCCAGCAAGUAUUUGGGGAGCUAACCGAGGAAUUGGAAGCUCGGGGAUGGAAGCUCGGGGUGGAUAGUAUAAACGAGCUGCCUAAAGUUCAGUAAGCUGUCUGAACGCAUAUGUGUAUUGGUCAGAACAUCAUAGCAGUUUUGGAUGGUACCAAACGUUGGUAUUUACUAGUUGUGAUAUAUCUAGUAGGUAAUAGUGGAUACUGUUAGCUAGCUAAAAAGAGGAUACUUUUCAUAUGUAAGAUAUACACAAGAGAAGGGUAGUCAGUGGCCCUAUAUACAGAGGCGGGUACGAUGCCAAGGUAUUCGCUUAUCGGAGGUAAGAAGGUAGUGGACUCCGACUUUCGUCUGGUUAAAUAGUACCUUUACUGCACUGGCGAGAGAAAGUAAUACAAAGGUA
This is a messenger RNA of Babjeviella inositovora NRRL Y-12698, 1604 nucleotides long. RefSeq names its product putative nitronate monooxygenase. The record is from RefSeq and is a predicted model, not a curated record. Gene Ontology annotation, molecular function: nitronate monooxygenase activity. The coding region runs from base 62 to 1300 and encodes 412 amino acids. NCBI's taxonomy places the organism in Eukaryota, Fungi, Ascomycota, Pichiomycetes, Serinales. The transcript has a single exon.